GAAGCGUCAUAUCCGGAACGUUUUCUAUACGCUAUACGAUGUCCACCUCAUGGGCGAGCUGCCCGGUGGCUAGUGUUUUUGUUGACUAUAUUAAUGCUAUGGGCUGUAGUUUGGGCAGUGAAAGAAGACGAAGCCCUGCCCUAUCAUAGUUAUUUUGGAAUGAUUAUAUUGUUUCCAUUGUGUAUUAUUGCUGGGUUAAAUGUACAGCAGAUUCGAUUACCUCCCCUUUUAGGUAUGUUAUUAUUGGGAUGUUUAUUGAGAAAUGUUCCUGUUAUUAAUUUCGCUGAGAGUAUAGAUAAACAAUGGUCGUCUGCUUUAAGGGCUAUUGCUUUAGUGAUCAUCCUAACUCGAGCAGGGCUGGGUUUAGAUCCACAAGCGUUGAAGAAGCUAUCUUUUGUGGUCCUGAGACUUGCUGCUCUACCUUGUUUGUGUGAAGCUGUUACAGUGGGGGUAGCCGCCUGGGGUAUUCUAGGAUUUCCCUGGUCCUGGGCUUUCAUGCUAGGGUUCAUCCACUCUGCCGUAUCUCCAGCUGUCGUUGUUCCCAGUAUGUUGAAGCUCCAGGAGGAGAAGCUAGGUACAGAUAAGGGAAUUCCCACCAUGGUUAUAGCUGCUGGUAGUCUAGAUGAUGUAAUAGCUAUCAGUGGUUUCGGUAUCGCUCUAGGUAUAGCUUUCUCUGAAGGAAAUCUAGCUAUGACGCUGAUCCAUGGACCAAUAGAAGCGGUAGCUGGUCUAGCUUUUGGACUGAUUUUUGGAGUCACGCUGUGGUAUCUUCCCAAUAAAGACAGUAGCCGAGUUGUAUUUUAUCGAUUCGCUCUGAUAUUUGGGGGCGGAUUGUUCUCGGUGUUCGGGAGCAGAACCUUGGAGCUUCCCGGAGCAGGUGCUCUGGCAUGUUUAACCAUGGCGUUUGUUGCUGCUCAUGGAUGGAGACGUGAUGGUUGGGCUGGAAACAACGAAGUUUCUCAAAUUUUCGCCAGAUUAUGGCAGAUUUUCCAACCAUUAUUAUUUGGUUUAAUCGGUGCGGAAGUGGAUAUUUCAAAGGUCAAGGUCGAUCUCAUUGGAUCUGGUACUGGUGUAUUAUUUAUCGGACUAACUAUCAGAGUUAUUGUAUCAUUUUUUGUUAUGUUCGGUACAGAAUUAAACUGGAAAGAACGAUUCUUUGUACCAUUCGCCUGGCUACCUAAAGCUACUGUACAGGCAGCUGUGGGUUCUGUUGCUCUAGAUACAGCACGUGAAAAGGGAAGCGAUCCAGAAUUUAUAGAACUUGGCACAAAGGUUCUGGCGAUGGCUGUAUUGGUUAUAAUCAUCACCGCACCCCUCGGGGCUGUAGCUAUCUCACUUACUGCUCCUAGACUCCUCAAUAAA
Lottia gigantea (owl limpet) is the source of this 1362-nucleotide messenger RNA. RefSeq lists its product as hypothetical. Gene Ontology annotation, biological process: proton transmembrane transport. Lineage: Eukaryota; Metazoa; Mollusca; Gastropoda; Lottiidae. The record is from RefSeq and is a predicted model, not a curated record. Gene Ontology annotation, molecular function: antiporter activity. Gene Ontology annotation, cellular component: membrane. The annotation marks the transcript as partial. The transcript is spliced from 10 exons.